GCGCAGACUCAAUCCCCGCUGCAGUUCACUGCGUUUCCGUAGCCAGUUUGCUACCCGCUGAGCCCUGACCGGGGAAACAGCUCACGGAAACGAUUGAUCCCGAUCGAAUAACGCCAAAGCUGGCAACACAAAUGGCGGAUUAACACUGGUGUCGGAAAGGACUAGCGAAAUCAAUGCUCGUGACUCGGGUGCUUUUGGAGAGUGCGCUGGCAACACCCUCCGUAACAUGUGAGAUGUAUUCAGAAAGAUAUUAAGUGUGCGUUAUUUCGGCUAACUAGCUAGCAGCUACCCCCUCUCCUCUGUCCAAUUUAUGGUAGCUCGCUUCAUCUGUUUUCUCAACCGUCGCGUCUGUACCGGAGGAAAAUGAAGAAGUUCAACAUUAGGAAGGUGCUGGACGGCUUGACAGCGGUUUCUUCGUCCUCCUCCGCGACUGCCCAGCCGGGUACUCCCAGGGAAAACGACGUUAUCCAGGAGACUCUCCAGUCGGAGCAUUUUCAGCUUUGCAAGACUGUGCGUCAUGGCUUCCCAUAUCAACCAUCCUCAAUGGCUUUUGACCCUGUGCAGAAAAUCUUGGCUGUCGGGACUCAGAGUGGAGCUUUGAGGCUCUUCGGCCGUGCGGGCGUGGAGUGCUACUGUCAGCAUGAGAGCGGUGCGGCUGUCAUCCAGCUCCAGUUCCUGAUCAACGAGGGGGCGCUGGUAAGUGCCUUAGCUGAUGACAGCAUCCACCUGUGGAACCUGAGGCAAAAAAUCCCUGCAAUCCUGCAUUCUCUCAAGUUCAACAGGGAGAGAAUCACAUACUGCCACCUGCCCUUCCAGAGCAAAUGGCUUUACAUCGGCACAGAAAGAGGAAACAUCCACAUUGUCAACGUGGAGUCCUUCACUCUCUCAGGCUACGUCAUCAUGUGGAACAAAGCCAUCGAACUAUCCACCAAGACUCACCCAGGGCCUGUGGUGCACAUCAGUGAUAACCCCAUGGAUGAAGGAAAGCUCCUGAUUGGAUUUGAGUGCGGGGUUGUGGUGUUGUGGGAUUUGAAGUCCAAAAAGGCUGACUACCGCUACAAUUAUGAUGAGGCGAUCCACUCAGUCGCCUGGCACCAUGAGGGUAAACAGUUUGUCUGCAGCCACUCUGAUGGCACUCUGACCACAUGGAAUGUACGAGCCCCGGCCAAGCCUGCACAGAUCAUCACGCCACAUGGAAAGCAGCCGAAGGAUGGAAAAAAGCCAGAACCAUGCAAGCCUAUCCUGAAGGUGGAGUACAAAACAACAAGGGCUGGGGACCCAUUCAUGGUGCUGUCCGGAGGUCUGUCUUACGAUACAGUGGGGAGGAGAGCCUGUCUGACUGUGAUGCAUGGAAAGAGCACUGCUGUCCUGGAGAUGGACUACCCCAUCGUAGAUUUCCUAACGCUGUGUGAAACUCCGUAUCCAAAUGACUUUCAGGAGCCUUAUGCUGUGGUGGUCCUCCUCGAGAAGGAUUUAGUUUUAAUAGACCUCGGACAGAUUGGGUACCCGAUAUUUGAGAAUCCAUAUCCUCUGACUAUCCAUGAGUCACCAGUGACCUGCUGCGAGUACUUUGUUGACUGCCCUGCUGAACUUAUUCCUGCACUUUACUCUGUCGGCAGCCGGCAAAAGAGACAAGGUUACAGCAAGAAGGAGUGGCCCAUUAGUGGAGGAAACUGGGGUCAAGGCACUCAGAGUUACCCAGAGAUCAUAAUCACUGGACAUGCUGACGGGUCGAUCAAAUUUUGGGAUGCUUCUGCAUUAAUGCUCCAAGUGCUGUACAAGCUGAAGACUGCCAAGGUUUUUGAGAGGGCUCGCGGUAAGGAGGAGAAGGCAAAUACAGAUAUAGUAGAGGAGGACCCAUUUGCCAUCCAGACUUUGUCCUGGUGCCCUGAGAGCAGGAUGCUGUGUGUGGCCGGGGUGUCCGCCCACUUCAUCAUCUAUAGGUUCAGCAAGCAAGAAAUCACCACUGAAGUUGUGCAGCUUUUGGAGGUGCGGAUGCAGUGUGAGUUUAGUGAUGGAGACUCCCCUGAUCCAGGAGGGGACCAAACCCCCACCCUGCCCACCUCAGGAGCUUCCUCCAGCCCUCAGGAGAGCGAGCCCCCCACUCAGCCCUCCACAGGCAGCAACUCCUCUGACGGACCCCGGGACAACAUCCCAUGCCUGCAGGUGCGGAGCUCCCCGCUGAAGCAGUCUCCGGGCUACCAGGUGGAGCUGGUGAUCCAGCUGGUGUGGGUGAGCGGGGAGCCGCCUCAGCAGAUCACCAGCCUGGCUAUCAACUCCUCCUACGGCCUUGUGGUGUUUGGAAACAGUAAUGGUCUGGCUGUGGUCGACUACCUCCAGAAAACUCUGCUCCUCAACAUGGGCACGUCGGAGCUCUACAGCCCAUCCGACCCCUACCAGAGGCAGCCUCGCUCCCCACGCAAAGCACGGCAGCCCUCUGGAGCAACCUGUGAUUCCAACGAUGGGUCCAACACCUCAGAGGACCGCUGCAAAUCACCUACUUCAGGAUCUACCUCACCUUGCAAUUCAGACGAAGAGCGAAAACAGAAGUUCAUAGAUAAGGUGAAGUUCAAAAGCAGACGUUUUUCCAAGACGGUUGCCAAUGACUUUGCCAAGAUGUCACGGAAAAUUAGCUCGUCUGGUGAGCAAAAGCCGGACCUGGAGGAGAAGCCCCAACGAUGGCGCUCUUUCACAUGUAAGAAGCGCUUUUGUAGUAUGAACCAAGGCAAGGCAGCAACCACGAUGACCCAGAAGGGGGGCAUCUGUAGAACUAAGUCUUUCCCCAACUCCUAUGCCAAGGAUAACUCAUUCACCCGCUCACGUAGUUCAAGUGUAACCAGCAUAGACAGAGAAUCCCGAGAGGCCAUCUCCUCCUUUCACUUCUGUGAGAGUUUCGCCAGGAAGACGGACAGCACGGUCAGCCCCUGUCUGCUGGUGGGAACCACCCAGGGCUCUGUGAUGAUGGUGGCCCUCAGCCUGCCACCCGGUGGGGACCAGAGGCUGCAGCAACCAGUCGGCAUCUCCUCCUGUGGCACUAUGGUCACUCUCAAAGGAGGCAUUUUGACUAUGGCCCUGUUGGACUCUACUGGAACUCUGCUGCCCCCUUCCUACGAGCCAUGGUAUGACCCAAAUGCCUCAGAUGAGGAUAAGGAGAAGAGCCGGAGGCGCAGGCCAGCCUCCCCUCCCUCGUCACAAGAGGGUCAAGAUUCCCAGUAUGCUGUACUGUGUUCGGAGAAACAGGCCAAGGUGGUGGCCAUGCCCUCCCAAACCCGCAUCCACAAACACAACAUCACAGAGACCUCCUUCGUGCUGAGGGCUGAUGUCGUGCAAAUAGCCGGGGCGUACUGCAUCGCCUGUUUCUGUGCUAACGGGCACAUCAUGACUCUGAGUUUGCCCAGUCUACGGCCUCUGCUGGAUGUGAACUACCUGCCACUGACGGACAUGCGGAUAGCCAGAACGUUCUGCUUCUCCAACCUGGGUCAGGCCCUGUACCUCACCUCCCCUACUGAGAUCCAGAGGAUCACCUACAGUCAGGAGACCUGCGACAACCGGCAGGAGAUGCUCAGUGAGUUGUUUACCCCUGUGGAGACACCAGAGGCUCCUAACAGAGGUUUCUUCAAAGGCCUGUUUGGGGGAGGAGCUCAGUCUCUGGACAGGGAGGACCUCUUUGGUGAAACAGUUGCCGGUAAGGCCUCCCGUAGCCUGGCCCAGCACAUCCCUGGCCCAGGGGGCAUGGAGGGAAUGAAGGGUGCAGCGUCCGGGGUUGUGGGAGAUCUGGCCCGAGCCCGGAUAGCUCUGGAUGAGAGAGGGCAGAAACUGGGCGAGCUGGAGGACAGAACGGCAGCCAUGAUGGCCAGCGCAGAGUCCUUCUCCAAACAUGCUCAUGAUAUGAUGCUUAAGUACAAAGAUAAGAAGUGGUACCAGCUCUGAUGGCAGCGUGUGGAGCAUCGGACUCUGUAAUCACGCACACCAGUAUCUCUGAGGAGCUGCAGGUCCCUCUCCUUCUCUUCUCCGUUUCUCUCCACGGGGGGUUCUGCUCAACGGACUCAUGCUUUUAUUCUCAGCGCAGCAUCACACACUCUGCAUUACCUCAGUCACCGGAGGACUGCCGCGGAGUGGACACAUUGGCCGACCCGACGUAAUGAGAACGGAAAGAAAUGGGAGAAGAGAAGCUCUUAGGAAUCUCUCGUUCCAUUUCACCUGAGAGCGACGGUGAUGUUUGUGCGACAUCAGUCCGCAGAACAGGAGAGAGGUGACCUUUCAUAUCCAUCAGUCAUGCACUCAUAUAUAUCUCAUAUAUACAGUAUAUAUAUAUCUACACACCCUGCUGUUUUGUUCUGAAAGAGGAAAGACAAUUCUGCAAAACAUGUACUUGUGGUGGCCUGAUUGCUCUUUUUUCCUUUCUCUACCCUUUAUGGUGUAUGCCAAACACAGUGGACUUAAACGAGGAGAAAAGUCUGAUGACCCCUUGUCCUUCAAAUCUAAUCAUGUCAAUGAAGAUGUAAGUUUCUAUAGGAGUGAUGAAUCAAUGAAGGACUCGUGUUUGUUUGUUUUUCUGGUUUAAAUUAUUUUUAGAGUUUGACCUCUGUCCCUUUGUCAGUCUGCUUUUGUCCUUUUUUUGUUUUUGUUGUCCAGAAAGGGCCUUUCAAGCACUUAGAACCGUAAAAACUAGACAGGGAGAUGAUGAAUCUGUUGCCUCUCACCGAAUAAGGGCUGGUAGUACACUAGUUCAUCACCGACCAUUCCUUUUUACAACAUUUUGCAACCAAGUUUUAGGUGAGAAAGACAAAGUUUUCUGAGCGUCACUUUUUAUUUUAAAUGAGUUUAUUUAUUGGAGCAGUAUAAAUAAUAGGAAGUAAAUUAAGUUUGUAUGUUGGGCAUUGAAUUUUAUUUCUAACCUUUUGGUAAAUGCGCAAAAAAAAGUGCUGAAAAUGUUUACCCAUGAUGAAGAGUUUACGUUGAUCUAUUGGGAAAAUGAAGUUGAUACACUGGAAAAGCCCUGAAGGUCUUCUGACUUUCUGUCAAGGGGCUGUAGCUAAGUCACGUAUGCGAAGGAUGACGUGUUGAAGGGCAAGACAAAGAUUGUCCGUAAUAUGAUUAGCAUAAAUGUAUAUUUUGGUUACAAUUUUAAUUUUUUGUGAUAAAGAUUCUAUCUGUACAUGUCAUGAUUAUUGAGAUUUCUUUCUGCAUUCUGUCGCAGCUGAUUUUUGUCUCGAUGUGUAGGGAAAAAAGCAUGUGUCUCUUACAGCACAAAGGAAACGGUAACGCUGUCUUUGUAUUCGUAGCUGCCGGUAGACAUUACCAAGCACCACAGAGCGUCCCACGCAGUGCCAUUGGUCAUCUCUCUCUGAACCACUCACUCUAAAACUGUUUCUCUUCUGCCUUUGCCUCAUGACGCAUAUAUUCUAACCUCUACCUAUGUGUAUGUCUGUGUGCGUGUGAACAUACAUAUAUUCAGGAAUAUGUGUAUGGGCGCCAAUAUUUAUAAUACUACAUAGAUGCAGUGUAUUACAAUAGGUCUUUUGAGGUUUUUGUUUUUGCUUGACAGUGUUUUUUCAAUGUGGCUAACUAGAAUUCUAUUGUGAUUAGAUUUCUUUCUCAUGAGGUGCAAGGAUGCGCUGCUAUCUGUGUCAAUGUAAGAGCAUCAUCUGUCGGUCUUUUAUUUUGAAAAAGAGAGACAAGACUUUGUCGGUCCAGAUUGCUGCCAAAUGUUGUAAAUAACGGGACAGCCGGACACAAAUCUGACAGUGCAGGUUCAGGCAACGUGACAUACAGUGCGCUUGCGGCCAUGUUCUUUUCCGACACCAAAGAGUUGCUUAAUUUCACAGAGUUGUCUUGAUUUUUUCCCAAAUGUUAGAGUCAGUGUGGAUAGCUUGGACGGCGCUCUCAAGUCAAGAAGUCUACUGUGUGUAGGGGCGGGGGGGUAGAUCGGCUUUAGCUUCUUCUUACGGGCAUACCACCCUCAUCACCCAAACUGCUGUACAUGUGUUCAGAGGACAGGCAAAGUGAAGCUGAAGAGUUUAUUUCCAAAAUCAUGUAACACUAGCUCAUGGGAAAUGGUGGCAAGCUUGAAAUAAAACAGCUAGAAGUUUGCAUUAAUUUUCUCAGGGUGCUUUCACACCACACCUGUUUGGUUUGGUUAAAACAAACUCAGGUCAGUUCACCUGGUUAGUAUGGUUCUGGAACCCUGGUGCGGACAAACAACCGUAAGAAGAUGGCCUGGAAAGGUGGCUCUCGGUGCUCGUCCGAGCGGACUCUGGUGCAGUUUGUUUGUGGUGUUAAAACAAACGAACCAACAACAGGAUUUUAUGAUUGCAGAUAUGUGAUUUUAUCAUGAUUUCAAAAGCUAAACUACUAAUGAACCCAUUUGCUGAUGGUGAAAUCUGUUCCCAAUUUUGUAAUUGAUCCUUAUAAGGCCGUGCAUAUAAUCUGUUUAUGCUAAUCAUUUGGUAACCAUGGUUAUGCAUAUGCACGUCAGCGUGGAUGUUUUUCUUUUUAAUAGAUCAAAAGCUGUUAAAAUCUGUGCUUGUAUACGACGUAAGCUCACAGCAGCCUCCGGGCUGAAACAUGAAGUCAAUGCUAAGUGUCAAAAACUGCAGUUCCUCUAAUGGCCACUAGAGGCUGACUCCAAAAACAAGUCAAUCCCUGUGGAUUCCCGUGUUAAAAUGCCCAGGUUUACAGCAGAAAUAAACAUGUAUACAGCCUGGUACAAAAACAGUUUUGGUUUCUAUAAUAAAUUUCCUUGUUCCCGACAACUGUAUGAGGGUGAAUUUUUUGACAACUCACUCAUUUACUUUCUAUUGAGGCUCAAAGUUACGCAUAUUUAAGGGUGGAACCGCCUUCAGUGACAUGCUGUCUGUGAGGCGUUGCCACAGUCUAUGAGUCAGAGCCAUCCCUCGCCCUCCACUGCUCCACCCCCUCGUCCAAAUAUGGUCACUUCUGGCUCAAAAAAUCCAAGAUGGCAAUGGCUAAAAUGCCAAACUCAAAGCUACAAAACAGCCCACACACCAACGAGUGACAUAAUGGUAGCUAGUCUAUGAUACGACUUUGUGUGCUCUGUCGUCAAAGUACAAAGUGUCUGAUUUCCGCACGUGGGUCACCAAAACUGUCUAAUCAUGGAGUCACUUGUCUGUCAGUUUAACUUCAUGUUUGCUGCUCUUGGUUCGUUUGUAAAUAGUCAGUGUGAACAGGAACUAGACCAGAACUAAAAUGCAACAGUGCAUCAUUUUUCCCGCCUUGGUUCGGACCAAAUGAACCAAUCUACAGGUGUGAAAGCACCCUUGGAUUUUAGAGCGUUAAAUCCUGUGUACUUAUUGUAGGAGGUGCUGAGUUGUCAGUCACACACAUCAUUUUGGAAUAAAACCCUUCACCUUUAGCUGGCUGAUUUUAAUCUACUCUCCUGUGUACUGCUGAGAUAAACCCAUCAGAAAGAGUGGCUAUGUGGGUUUUGCACUAUUUUUUGUACUUUAAAAUAAUUUUGUCAGUAUGGUUUUUAAUGUGUUUCUGUUCUCGUGUCCCAUUUUCUUCUUUUUGAAAGGACCAAAACGUGACAGUACCUAUGCUUAUAUAUGUCAUUUGCCAAUUAUGCUGAUUGCUUCACUCUCAGAUUUGUUUUCAAUGUCAGGUAAUGAUACUAUGAUAUAUUUAUAUAUUUGAAAACAAAUAUAUAUAUACUUUUAAUUUCAAUAAUCUAUUAAAAAUGAAUACCUUUAAUGUAAUUUUUUUGGGAUAGAAUAACACAUUAAUGUCCAAAACAAUGGUUGUGCAUAAUUAUCCAUCAUCCUGACAUGACAAUAAACAUUUUCUGGUUAUAUAUUGAACAUGCUCAUUUUGGAUUCAAGCUUUGCUACUGCAGGAGGGUCAUUUCCUCUCAGUGGGCCGCUGAGUCUUUCUACAAAGUGUGGCCUCAACUUUAAAGUGCUUCAGUUUGCAACAUAUAUGGUCUAAAUGGUCUCUUAUUGCACAUUGAAGGAUGCAUGAUAUUAAGUGUUUACAAACUUGAAACAACCAUGUAUUAUCCCUCUUAGAGAUUGUCUGCUCUGGCAUUUGUAUUUACCACCAUGUUGAACAAAACUGAAGUUCUCAUCACGCAUCAGAAGGUGUCCCACUUUCAUUUGAUCAUGCCAAUUGUAGAAGUGUGAGAGAUUAUAUUUAUUUCAUUGGUACAUCUGUUUUAUGUUACUGUUUGCUUCAUGAAAACUCUUGCUUCCCCUGCACCGUAGAGAUGAAGGCUAGGCUCGCAGCGCCGUGCAGGAGAGCUCAAGGGUUUGUCAGUCGCCAUACUUCCAUCCAUCCGUCUGUCUUCUGGGAUGAAUAUCUGUGGAGUUGCAGUAUUUUCUCAUAGUAGGCAAUUUUUGUACAGUUUUAUUAAAAUAAAUUUCACAUGGAUGUCUGACUUAAUCUGCUGCCACAAACAAUUUAGACUGUAGAUACAGUAUAUAUAGAUAUUAUUGUGCAAUGGAAAAUAAAUGUAAAACCAAUCAUAACA
Messenger RNA from Epinephelus lanceolatus (giant grouper), 8488 nucleotides. It is a transcript of the gene stxbp5b, whose product is annotated as syntaxin binding protein 5b (tomosyn). Lineage: Eukaryota; Metazoa; Chordata; Actinopteri; Perciformes; Serranidae. Gene Ontology annotation, cellular component: plasma membrane; cytoplasm; SNARE complex. The record is from RefSeq and is a predicted model, not a curated record. Gene Ontology annotation, molecular function: myosin II binding; GTPase activator activity; syntaxin binding. Gene Ontology annotation, biological process: exocytosis; Golgi to plasma membrane transport.